UGAAGACAAAACGAACAGUGCCUUUGCGCUCUACACUGCAGGAAAGCCCUACUGUUGGCAAAAGGGGUACGGCACUCGGUACGUUAGCCGGGACGGGGGCCCUGCGCGCGACGCGUGGGUGAGGAACUGGAGAAAUAAGAGACCAUGGAAACCUGCCACUGAAGUGGUACUUGCCAAUGACGAUGGAGGGGCUGCGGUCGGAAAUCAAAAUCAUGCUGGAUUCCUGUGCAGAAUCGACAACUUCAACGAAAACUUGAUUUCGCUAGGCAAAGACUCGAAUCUGUUUGCGGCGUGCGCAGACGCGCUCGAGUAUGUCAACAGAGUUGGCGAGCUGCUGAAUCUGCCAUCCGGAUUUGCGGGUGACCACCUCCCAGACGAGCCAAUGUCCACUUCGUCGGCCUUUUUUGAGAAAGAAGUGAAGUUUUCGCUCCUUACCUGGUUUGACGAAGAGAAUUACAACCAGGGGGCCGAGUGGAAGUGCGAGGUGAUGUGCGACAUGGUAAGUAGCUGUGUGAUGUACCAGUUCGGCCUAGAUGAUGGGGCGGGUAGAACUUCUGGCUCCGGAGGAGGUGGUUCUUUACCGACGAGUGGGAAGAAUGAGAGGCUGACCUGUACGCUGUACGGCACCGCUGAGCAGAGCAGAGGGAUUGUUGAUGAAACCGUCGCGGCACCAGAUCAUGAUGGUUCUGACCACGAUACGACCACUGCACCUCCAGUGGCAGCCAUCUGUGUUCGCCGGCUCUGCGACGUUCUCGACGAUGAAACGUUGAGCGAGGCGGCAAAAGUAGCCAAGGUGUUUGACUUUCUGACCACCGCAGAACGAGCAGAUGAAAGCAAAGCUCCGCUUGACGUUUUCCACGAAAAGUACUGCGAAGUGAAGGUAGACUGCGAGG
This is a messenger RNA of Amoebophrya sp. A120, 893 nucleotides long. NCBI's taxonomy places the organism in Eukaryota, Dinophyceae, Syndiniales, Amoebophryaceae. The record is from the annotation of a GenBank genome assembly.